AGACUUCUCUUCUUAUUUAUCACAUUCCACUUCUCUGCCCACUUCCUUUACUUACGGGAUAGACAUUCGAUUCCUUUUCUACGGUGAAAGACUUUGUAGACUUUAUCUUUCCACACUUCCCGUUAGAUUCUACAUCAAUUCAAACAGCUCAUAAUGGACAUCGCCUACAAUCAACAUUCUCCUCACCAUCGACGUCAGAGCCGCUCCUUUUCCAAUCUCACAAAUUUAACCAUGGCACCUCUAACCUCUAAGCUCCCUCCCUCAAACGAUGAUUAUUUUCCCGACCAUACAUCAUACAUUGACAACCGCUCUCUUCCUACCACGCCCUCUAUCCUCUCACGCUCAUCCUCUCGUGUUUCCAUCCGCAAACCCACCCCAAUGAAUCUCUCAAUCCCUAAAUCAAAAUCCAGCAUCCACCUCACCGCUGCCCCUCGCACACCCCGUACACCUGGUCCCCGCUCCGGCACAACUACACCUUCACGCCAUUCUCAUUUAAGAAAUACUAUUGCCCUAGAUAAUUUACAAAUCAGCACAUUCAGCGAAAACGAUCGCAAUGAUUCCGAUUGGCUUUUGCGAGCCGGCGCCAUGAUAGCAUCCUCCACUCGUGAAUCAAAGGGACAAGCCUGGCUCGUCUCGCGCGCCAGCUCAACAAGUUUACAGAUCGAUGCGGAUGACGAUGCAUUUGAGCGUGAACUGGCUCGAGAAAGAGAUUACAGUAGCAGGAGAGGAAGCAGACGAGGAAGUUUCGAUGCAGACGACGAAUUCUCACCACUUACAACGAGACGAAGUCUAAGUUUUGGGCCUGCAGCAGGAGCAUACAGUAGAUCAGUGAGUAGAUAUGGCAGUCGCGCAAACAGUAGGAUGGGAAGUCGUGCGAAUAGUAGAAGAGGGAGCAGGGCUGCGUUGAUUACACCAAUGACAGCAGAUAAAGACGGAGGAUACUUCGAUUCAGAAUUUGCGCAUGAAGAAUAUCCUGCGGAACCAGACUUUGUAGAUGUAGAAGAAGAAAGUUUUGACGAGGGUGAUGAGGCAAGGAAAGACGAAGCAAUAGUUAAGAAAUUGGCUAGAGCAAGUAGAUUGGGGCUUGGAGGAUGGGUCGAAAACUUGCUAGGUUGGAGUUUAUUUGCUGUCGAAGAAGAUGGAGAAGAAGCCGAUUUUGAUACGUCAGACGAAAAAGGGGAAGAAUCAUCAUUAUCAUCACGACCAUCACGACAAACUCUUGCUGGAAUGGACGAUACACCAGUGGCAGAACAAAUGCCACCACUCAAUCCAAACGAAGCAGAUGGAUGGCACGACGCUGCCUGGCUUUUGAGCGUCGCAAGUAAAGUAUUGCUUGACAGUUGAACUCACAGUUCAGUGGAAUUUUUGCCUGAUGAUGAAUAUUGUCUUUCUGACAUCCAUUGUUAUAUUCUUGCGCCAAUUUCGCGCCUCUCUUCCGUCGUAUAGUACAGCUUCCAUUUAUGGGCUUUAAUAAAAACACUGCGGCAUGUUCCACAUAUGAAAUCAAUACAGUCCAAAUAUCAAUGUGGUCGUGAAGUUGUAUAUACCACCCAAAAUCACAAAAGCGCCAAUUUCAUUCCUGCCGCCCAAUACUCGAUCAAUUUCUUCCCAUUACAUACCCUGCAGAAGCAUUCUUAAACGGUCAUGUCAUUAGACUGUUAAAUCAAUGAUUUCAUCUUCCGCAGUAAAGAUGUGGCGUCUCUUAACGGGACGUUCAAGCACGAUUUCAAUAUCUUCAUCCUGAUCGACCGCAAGCUCGCGCUUCAGAUUCUCCUCGGGUUUAGCC
Messenger RNA from Sclerotinia trifoliorum, 1786 nucleotides. NCBI's taxonomy places the organism in Eukaryota, Fungi, Ascomycota, Leotiomycetes, Helotiales, Sclerotiniaceae. The record is from the annotation of a GenBank genome assembly.